AAUACUCGGCGAAGUCGCUUAAUCGCGUUCGGUUGCGUUUUCUGAAUUGCAACCGGAGACAAAAUACGACAUAUGCUCUGGACCUGUGGACCCCAGCCAUGUCUAGAGGGACAUCCAUGGCGCCGGUAACAGCCUGCUCUGUGUACGGCCCCUCUAAAUUACGCUGCUGGUGCACCCAGCCCUCCCAAAAAAGACAUGAACUUGACAGUUCACCCUUGAGCACAUCUGUCGGCAUGCGGCCUACUCAGAAGUUGACAGCAGGAAGUGAUGGGGGAGUGCACAUCAUGGACAACAAGGCAAUGUCUCGGCAACGAGUUGCUAAGCAACAAAGCGGCAACGCAAGGAACGAUGGUGACGAAAAGAUAGCUGGAGACGAAGAGCUGAGUUCACGGAAGUCGGCUUUGAGCAUGAUAGCCUGUGUGCUGGCUGGGAUUACAUUUGGUUUUGCAGUGGAAAAAGGAAGAGUGUUUGAGCCGGCCGCUGUCCGAGGCCAGAUGAGCUUCAGCCGUUUCAUCAUGUUGAAGAUGUUCCUUUCGGCAGUGGCAACAGGCAUGGUGGGUAUGUCAAUUGUGAGCAUGCUUCCAUUUGGCAAGCCCAAGUUUGACCAAAUGAGGGUGAGGUUCUUCAGGAAGUUUGUGGGGAAGAGAGGAGUCCUGGCAGCUGGGCUGGGUGGAUUCAUACACGGUGUGGGGAUGACAAUCUGUGCAUCUUGCCCAGGGGUGCUGUACAUCCAACUGGGGACAGGAACGCCCAACGCAGUGCUAACACUCUGCGGAGCGCUGUCAGGAGCCUUUCUGUACGGCAUGGUUGAGCUGACGGUGGUCAGACUCUCAAAACCCGGUGCCGUCGCCUGCAGCAACACGCUGGAUCAGUUCCUUGGUACCCCCUACUUUGUCGCUGCACUGCCCAUUGCUGCAAUGUUGGCAACCUGCGUCUUCGCACUGGAGCUUUUCCAGCCCUGGGGGUCCGAUCUGACGCAGCCCAACAGUGCGGUAGCAUCUGCCCUGGAGCUACGGGCAUGGCCACCGUAUCUGUCAGGCAUGUUGGCAGGCAGUGUGCAGGGUGUGUUAGUCCUGACCCUGGGGGACGUCAUUGGCAGCAGCACCAGCUAUGCAGCUCUGGCCUCCCUUGUCCUGGUCACUGAGAAGAUGGAGAGACUGUCGCCCUACCUCAGGAGCUACAAGAGGAGUCCAGCAGCUUGGGCACAGGUUCUGUUCUGUUUGUCAUCAGUCCUGGGUGGGUUCUUGUCAGCAUCCUUCUCUGGGGCUUAUGGUACUGUACCUGGAGUGACAGGCCUGGCAGCUUACCUGGGUGGAGUCAUCAUGGUCUUUGGGGCCAGGACUGCAUCAGGGUGCACAAGUGGCCAUGGUCUGUCUGGAAGUGGGAUCCUGUUCCUGUUGUCCUUUGUGGUGCUGCCUGCCAUGUACCUGGGAGGGGUGCUGACUGCUGCAGUCAUGUCAGUACUACAGGGGCAGGUGUAGCACCCACAUCUGGUCUGGCUACACAGUAGGAUUCACACUGCAUUUCUUUAAGAUUGCAGGAACCUAUGCUGUCAGAUGAUAGGUCGAAAAAGGUUGUUCUGAACCAUUUUAGCCAAUAGCACAAGUGUGUACCUGGUACAAUAUUACACAAGAGCAGAUGAUGUGAUUGAAUAUGUAUUUUUGUAUACACAUAUACAUAUACAUACUGUAUAUAUUAUACACUAACCUAUAUUUUAGCUAAGAAUUAUAUACUAAACUCUUAUAGUUAUACUUAAGUGUUUAUACCAAACAUCAACCUGAGAAUUUUAUCAAAACUUAAGAUGUCUUUAUAAGUGCAGACUGAAACGAAGUGCGAGCAGUUGGAGGACUUGGAGCUGAAAUUAUUUUCUUGCCACAGACAAAUUUCCAAGUAUUUCCUAAUUGACAAUCAUCAGACACCAAAGACAAAUGAACUCAUGUAUCAGGACCUGUGUUGAUCCAAAAUAAAAUACAUGACCAGAAAAGUGUUUGGCUUUUACAUUUCUCAAUUAUGUAAUUACAAAAUCUAUCAAAAUUUUACAUUCUGUUCUUUUAUUCAGUUUGUGAGAAUUUCCAGUCAUUGAAAUCUUUUCAAGCUGGACCAUUUUGUUUGGCAAACUUAGUAUUGUUGACCCAAUCUUCAUUCCGCCUGGAACCCAAACCCCUUCCAUACCCUCUUGUUAAUGCAUUCAUACUUCCAUUGCUUGGUCAUUUUGAACCUCAAUGCGAGUCCAUUUAUCUCUUGGUUCCUUUCCAAACAAUAAAAAAGAAAAGAGCUUUCAAGACUGUUAGAAAUAUUGAGUAAUAUGACUGUCAUAGAGUUGAACAAUUUCCUAGAGCAAAGGCGUAUACUAGAUGAGAGGAAAUUGAACAUAACAAUAAUCAUGUAUCUUACAUGUAUGUCAUGUAGAUUCAUCCCAAUCAGAUAUUGUUACCCAGAGGCAUAUCAUCCAUAAGGGGUAAGACAUUUUAUUACUCCAUAUGUUCCUAUUUUUUCUCCUCACAUCAGAUAUUGGAAAGCAGAGAGUGAAGUUUUAUUGGGAGCUGUUUAGACAGAAGCAGUGUUGCUUUCAGUGGAUGUCCCUGGCAGCUGUCUUGCAGCCAAGCACAAUAGUGAAAAGGGCAGAGUUGUUUUGCUGGCGGCAAGGUGAAGUUCUGACAAUAUCUGAGGCUAUCGAGGCAAUAGAACUUCUUUGGAAGAAGUUUGACGAGGGAACAACAUAGGUUCAUCAGAUGGACAGGGUGCUGGUUUAAUGUAGAUGUGAGAAUCUGUCUCUGUCAGUGAGGAGCUGAUAUUUAUUGUGCUCUGUGUAUAUUGUGUCCUUGAAGUGGAAACUGUUAGACCGAAGUUUCUGUAUACUAGGUGUUUUUUCUCUACACUCAGGUAGGGUAGCGUUGGCAGAACAUACUAUGCCUGUGCAAAACCUGUGAUGUAUUGCACAUAGCACUUCGACAGAAUGUCUCGUUUAAAGUAGUGUUCAUGUAUUUAAGGAUGACAUCCCAUAAGUAGUUUGCAUAAAAUCUGCAACGGGCAAACUUCUGAUGCAAUAUUAAAUCCAAUGAAAACCAUAAAAAAAUCUGGGUUUCGCACAAGUGCAGUGCGUUAUGUCAACAUGUUAGGUAGGGUAGACCUGUCAGGAAUGUGUAUGCUUCAGUAUUAACUGGUGAUAGUACUUGCCUCAGAUAUAUCCAAUCUAUUCUUGUAACAAAGGUAUAUUUUUCAGUGUUGCUGAAAGAUGUUAAAAUGUUUUUACAAAUACAUGUGCCUCCAAGUAAAUUGUCUUUCCAUUGUCCUCUCUGUUAAGGAUAAGUAGAUUCUAGAUAUGGCUGACUACCUUUGAAAAGACAGAUAGCCUGGGCAUGGAAAUGGCCAUACAGUGGGCAUGAUGAUGUAUUGAUAUAUUGCACCUUCAUCCACAUCUCAACGGUAGAUGGGAGCCUACCAAGCUCAAAAGUUAGUAAGGGCCAUUUAGCAGACCGAUUCUGGCUCCAUUAUUACAUUACAAAAUUUGGGGUGAUUAAUUCUCCCUCUAUGCAAACUGGCCAAUGGAUAGUGGUUCAUCUCAUCUCUGCAGGUUAGUGCUCCCCUGUGGUGGCCACAGACUGCCUGUCUGCGUCAGUAGGCCCAUUCCCACACCUCCCUCAAGACUGGGAAGUAAACCAUGCUUGUGGCAUCCCUGCCUCACUGUGUACACAAUAGCUUUAAAAGCAUUUUUGAAGGUCAGGCACCCUUUCUAUUAAAGGGUGGUGGAUGCUAAGCCCUGGCUUGACACCCGGGAGGCACCCUGCAUGGGAAUGAAGACCUAACAUCUAUAACGCUAUCAGGGAUGACCAGCUGAGCGGAAAUGAUGGAUCCAUCCAAACCUCACUUUUCCAGCCCUGGAAAAUACAAGCAUGCCUU
Molecule: messenger RNA, 3900 nt
Organism: Branchiostoma belcheri (Belcher's lancelet)
Lineage: Eukaryota; Metazoa; Chordata; Leptocardii; Amphioxiformes; Branchiostomatidae
Product: UPF0394 inner membrane protein YeeE-like
Exons: 11
Coding region: 99-1481 (460 amino acids)
Cellular component (GO): plasma membrane
Source: RefSeq, a predicted model, not a curated record